Puccinia triticina is the source of this 528-nucleotide messenger RNA. RefSeq lists its product as uncharacterized. Lineage: Eukaryota; Fungi; Basidiomycota; Pucciniomycetes; Pucciniales; Pucciniaceae. The transcript has a single exon. The coding region runs from base 1 to 528 and encodes 175 amino acids. The record is from RefSeq and is a predicted model, not a curated record.
AUGGUUCGGCAUCUAAAUUCUGGUAUACGUGCGGACCCAGUCCCAGACUCCGACAGCAAUCAACCAUCUACCCCCCCUGAUACUGGAAAUGGAAACAUUCCGCCUCAAUCGGAACGCCGGGAGUCUACUCGUCUUCGUACCCCACUCACUCGGCCAGGAUUCAUAUCGACCCACGGCGAUUCUCGUUGUUCGCUGGUGCCUGAAACUCCUGCUCCUGCCACUAGACGGCCCCGUGUUCCAAAGAACAACAACACUACAGUUACUGUUGCCUCAGGAGAUGAAAACAACAAUGAACCACACGCAGGUGGCCGAGAUACAACACCAACAACUGUUUUUGCGGGAACUACACAGGUCGCUGUUCGUAAUGGGGCUCAAGUCACCAUUGAUACCGCUCAAGAUUCUGAUGCAGAAAAUGAGAAGCACGCCAAUCAAAAUAAAAAGAGAAAGGACCCGACUAAAGAUAAAGACGGUUUUGAUCAUGCACGGCUUUAUUUCUAUAAACCGGGUGGUGGUCCAAAGCAGGUAUGA